GGCUCCAACACUGGAAGUUUUUAAGAAGAGACUGGACAGCCACUUGUCUGGAAUGUGAUAGGGUCUCCUGCCUGAGCAGAGGGGUUGGACUAGAUGACCUCCAAGGUCCCUUCCCACUAUGUUAUUUUGCUGUUUGUUCUUCUCAUCCUCUGCUCCCCUUCUCUAUAAUACAGAUGCAUCGUUCUUAUUUUGGUCAGCGGACAGAUCAAACAGAAGCAUUGAUAAAUCCAGACAAGGGCAUUUUAUCUUCUUGCAGGAGCUUCAUCCCUGGAAGGCUUUCAAGAAGAGACUGGACUGCCAUCUGUCAGAAACGGUGUAGGGUCUCCUGCUUGGGCGGGGUUGGGUUGGGCUAGAUGACCUACAAGGUCCCUUCCAACUCUGUCCAUCUGUAUGGAAUCUAUUUGCCAUAAAAACGAGAUGAAGUGCUGCCACCGUGUGCCCGAAACCGCGCAGCGCACGAUGGGAGAGCCCGAAAGGAGGACCGUCUUCGAUUUCCCUCCGUGCCUUUGAGAUCUGAGGCAGCCGAGAUGGUUUCUCCAGAUCUCAGAGGCGUCUCCUCCGAUCGUCUCCCUCCAGCAAAGCCCUCCUGCUGCCCCGCCAGGGAGAAAAGAGGGAGCCCAAACAGCCUUCCCUGGGUCUGAUCUUCAUGGGGGAGUUUAACCCCUUUCCUCUGCAGGGAGGAACGGCCACCGCGAAUCUUUUGAUGCAGGUGUGAGAUUUUUUUUUUUUCUCCCUCUCCCUUUUUUUUCCUCCUCAAUCCGGUCACGUUGCGUGCUUGGCCUCGAUGCCAGCAAGACCCCCAGGCCCUAAAUCUUGGCAUGGGACGCAUCUGGACACGGGAAGGCGCCUCCUUCGAAAAUGGGGAACAAGCAAACCAUCUUUACGGAUGAACAAUUAGACGCCUAUCAGGAUUGCACCUUCUUCACGCGAAAGGAGAUCCUCAGGUUGCAUGGCCGCUAUCACGAAUUGGCACCGAACAUGGUUCCCAUGGAUUACACCAAGAAUCCAGAUGUUAAGCUCCCUCUGCAGCUCAUAGAAAACAUGCCGGAAUUAAAGGAAAAUCCCUUCAGGCAGCGGAUUGUCCAUUCUUUCUCAGAAGACCCGGAAGGAAGUCUCAGCUUUAAUGAUUUUGUCGACAUGUUUUCUGUACUUAGUGAAAUGGCUCCCCGGGAACUAAAAGCAAUCUAUGCCUUUAAGAUUUACGAUUUUAACACCGACAACUUCAUUUGCAAAUCUGACCUGGAGCAAACUCUGAACAAGUUGACUAAGGAAGAGCUGACUGAGGAGGAGGUUAGCCUGGUGUGUGAGAAGGUCAUCGAAGAAGCCGACAUGGAUGGAGAUGGGAAGCUUGGAUUUUCAGAUUUCGAAAACAUGAUUUCCAAAGCUCCAGAUUUUCUCAGCACCUUCCACAUACGAAUCUGAAACCCAUGGGGCUGAGCCACCGGAAGCCAGGCUGGCUGACGUCUUCCUGGCUUCCCCCUCCUUCUUUCCUGGAUGCUGCAGCAAAGGAAUUGCCGAAUCCUGGCUCAACAGAUGCAGGACUAUUUCCCAAGAUCUUUGGAAUAUCCCCAGAUUAUUAUUAUUAUUACUAACUUGGUUUUUGUUUUUAAAAACAACAACAUCCCACAAAUGGGCCUGUUCACCUUGUGGGACACACCUUGCUGGACUACUAUUUUUUUAAAACUGGGCCACCACCGAGUCGUCCGUGUGGUUGUUCUCUUGUCGUUUUUAUACGUGUCUAUACUAGCCCUCUUGAGCAAAAAGAAGACAAAAUCCCAAGGGCAACUUUCACCGAGAUGUUGAAUCUCCCCGAAAGGACUUGAUCAAACCGAAGCACUGGAACUCCCAAGAGAAGGAGGUUCCCUGGUUUAAAACCAGGCGACACCCCCUCCCUCCCUCCCUCCCUCCCUCCCUCCGCUGGACUCGUGCAGCAGAAGAAAACCGCCGGUGCCGAGAACGAGGCUCUUCAUCCACCGGACGUUGGGUGAAGGCUUUCCUCCUUAAUGAAACUUGAAAUAUUUCCUCCUCGUUUCUCCUGCCUCCCAAAGGGCAUUUUGCAUUAGCAAAUCAAUGCCUUUCCCAAACGGGAUAUGCCUCUCUUCAUAUCCUGAUUGCAUUAAGCUGACCGAUUGCAAAAAAUAAACGAAACGGACGAAAACAAAGGACGUAAACAAAGGGGAACACAAAACACACAACCGACACCUUUUGCCAACGCAAUCUUCCUCGUUGGAUGCGUGACCGCCGUGUAUUUCUCUUUUCUCCGAAACCAGCUGCAUUUCGUACUUCUUUUUUUUUUCUUCUCUUUUCAGUUUGGGUUCUUGGCUAAUCAACUAGGCAUGAUGACAAUCAUAUCUUACCACCGUUUUUCACACAAUCUCCUGGAAGGGCUUUGCUACCUAUUGUGUGGCUUCUGUAAAUUAUCCAGAAUUAAAACGUCGGCCAGUUUUACUGA
This is a messenger RNA of Pantherophis guttatus, 2452 nucleotides long. It is a transcript of the gene CIB2, whose product is annotated as calcium and integrin binding family member 2. Gene Ontology annotation, cellular component: cytoplasm; cell periphery; stereocilium. Gene Ontology annotation, biological process: calcium ion homeostasis. Gene Ontology annotation, molecular function: calcium ion binding; magnesium ion binding. The record is from RefSeq and is a predicted model, not a curated record. Lineage: Eukaryota; Metazoa; Chordata; Lepidosauria; Squamata; Colubridae.